Messenger RNA from Cucumis sativus (cucumber), 1879 nucleotides. RefSeq names its product IQ domain-containing protein IQM3. NCBI's taxonomy places the organism in Eukaryota, Viridiplantae, Streptophyta, Magnoliopsida, Cucurbitales, Cucurbitaceae. Gene Ontology annotation, molecular function: protein binding. Bases 167 to 1690 code for a protein of 507 amino acids. The record is from RefSeq and is a predicted model, not a curated record. The transcript is spliced from 9 exons.
ACCAGAAUACCAUAUAAGAGGAAAAAGCAAAGCAAAUGGUGGAUCGUCAUCAUCACCUUCUCUAAAUAGACUAAGUUUUUUCUUUUUUUCUUUUUUUCUUUUUACCAGAAAAUCGAGGUGUUCAUUAUUUUGAUCACAGCUCCUCCAGCUCUAAAACAGUCUUUCAAUGGAGGUUCAAGCUCCAAGCUUCUCAACUACCUUUGACCGUGUCUCAAUCAACGACACAUCUCCAUUUUCCUAUUCCUUAAACCGCAUUCACCUUCCAUUUUCCUCUCCUCGGACCGAAAUGCCCCAUUCUCCAACCGCCACCGAUUCCACCUCCCUUCGAAAUGGCUUUCCCUCCACAUCUAACACCGAUGGAGCAUUUCCUCCCUUCCCCUUGAACUCUUCUCCCAUCCAAUCCCUCGCCGGACUCACACAGCCGACCGCUGCCUUGAAACUGCAGAAGGUCUACAGAAGCUACCGCACUCGCCGGCGGUUGGCCGAUUCCGCCGUUGUGGCUGAAGAACUAUGGUGGAGAGCUAUAGACUAUGCCAGAUUGAAUCAUAGUACUAUUUCUUUCUUCAAUUUCUCCAAACCUGAGACUGCAGCUUCUCGAUGGAGUCGAAUUAUGUUAAACGCUUCAAAGGUGGGUAAGGGAUUGUCGAAAGAUGGAAAAGCACAGAAGUUAGCCUUUCAGCAUUGGAUCGAAGCUAUCGAUCCACGGCAUCGCUAUGGGCAUAACUUGCAUCUGUACUACGAAGAGUGGUGUGAAGGCGAUGCCGGUCAGCCUUUUUUCUAUUGGUUGGAUGUAGGAGAUGGGAAGGAUUUAGAAUUAAAUGAGUGCCCAAGAUCGAAACUCAAGCAGCAAUGUAUUGUGUAUCUUGGACCUCAAGAGAGGGAAAAUUAUGAAUACAUAAUUAUGCAUGGAAAAAUCAUCCACAAACAAUCUGGAAAACUCUUGGAUACAAACCAAGGAUCUCAAGGAGCAAAGUGGAUAUUUGUCAUGUCCACAACCAAGAUACUUUAUGCUGGUGAAAAGAAAAAGGGAAUGUUCCAUCACUCUAGCUUCUUGGCUGGUGGUGUAACAUUAGCUGCUGGAAGGCUGGUAACCGAGGAUGGAGUUCUUAAGGCUAUUUCGGCAUACAGUGGACAUUAUCGGCCAACAGAUGUCAGUCUUGUCAGUUUUUUAUCAUUUCUUCAUGAGAAUGGAGUAAAUCUUGAUGAAGUCAAGAUCUACAAGGCCAGGGAUGAUUCUGAAAGCUACAACCAAGAAGGUGGAGGCAACUUUGAAGAUUCUCCUAAAGCAGAUAUCUUAGAGGUAGAUGAGAAUUGUAUACCAUCAUCACGCCAAUUAGCUGAAGUUUCCCGAACUGAAAAAAGAACAGAAUACCAAAGAACCUUAUCUGGAGGUCUGCCGAGUCCAAGAGCCGAAGUCCCUACAACUGCCAUAUUGCAGAGAAUAAAUUCCAAGAAAACGGCAAAAUCAUAUCAACUGGGGCAUCAAUUAUCACUUAAGUGGACAACAGGAGCUGGUCCGAGAAUUGGUUGUGUAGCUGACUAUCCCGUGGAACUUAGAGUACAAGCCUUAGAGUUUGUUAAUCUAUCUUCAAUAGAUCCCACAACACAAGGUUCAAAUGUUGCAUCAAUUGCUGUAAAUCGCCCUUCAGAACUUUGCAAUGGCUAUCGGGAUCAUUCCUCUGAAAAGUAAACUAAUAUUCCUCCUCCUUUCUGUGCUUAAUGCUUAAUAUAUAGUAUGCAUGUACUAUGUAUCUAUCUGUUGUCCAUUCUCACUUUUUUGUGGGCGAAUAUUGAAUCCUUGUUGACAUUAUAAUGCCUCUCCAAAGCUUUCUCUACCCUUAGAUAUCAAUACAAAAACGUAAUGUUUUCCUUGUGCGAA